CUCAUCACAUUCAGCAAAUUGGAGUAGAACAAAGAAACUGCCUGCCCAGCAUAGAGAGCUAAGCUACUGAAAGCAAAAUAAUGGCCUCUACCUGUGCGGUUUCCAUGGCUAUGCCAUUGACCAUUGCGGCCCCGAAGAAGCAUGCAACUGCUGCUGCUGCCUUCUUGAAGCCGAUGCCGAUGCCGUUGAGGGAAUCCAAGGCAGUUGGGGCGUCGAGACCAGCCGGGAAAUUUGAAGUCAGGGCCUCGCUCAAAGAGAAGGCUGUGACUGGAUUGACAGCAGCUGCAUUGACUGCUGCCAUGGUGAUUCCAGAUGUGGCUCAGGCUGCUGAUGGUGUUACUCCGUCUCUCAAGAACUUCUUGCUCAGCAUUGUUUCUGGAGGGGUUGUGCUCGGCGCCAUUAUUGGUGCUAUUAUUGGUGUCUCCAACUUUGAUCCUGUCAAGAGAAGCUAAGAAACAAUCCUCAGAUGUAAUUCUUACCUUUUCCUGCCCGUCUGUCUUGUGUCCGUCCUGAUGAUUUCUGCAUCACCUAUCAUCUCUGUAGCUGUAAUUUUCCAGACAUGUGAAUGCAAUUCAAGAUUUUAUUUUCCCUGCA
This is a messenger RNA of Ipomoea triloba (trilobed morning glory), 594 nucleotides long. RefSeq lists its product as uncharacterized. Gene Ontology annotation, biological process: photosynthesis. Gene Ontology annotation, cellular component: photosystem II; membrane. The transcript has a single exon. The record is from RefSeq and is a predicted model, not a curated record. NCBI's taxonomy places the organism in Eukaryota, Viridiplantae, Streptophyta, Magnoliopsida, Solanales, Convolvulaceae. Bases 81 to 452 code for a protein of 123 amino acids.